Molecule: messenger RNA, 2164 nt
Organism: Orycteropus afer afer
Lineage: Eukaryota; Metazoa; Chordata; Mammalia; Tubulidentata; Orycteropodidae
Gene: COL9A2
Product: collagen type IX alpha 2 chain
Source: RefSeq, a predicted model, not a curated record
AUGGCCGCUGCGGCCGCCCCCCGCAUCCUCCUUGUUCUCCUCCAGGUGCUCGGACUCGCCCUGGCCCAGAUCAGAGGGCCGCCGGGAGAGCCGGGACCCCCGGGGCCCCCAGGACCGCCGGGAGUGCCUGGAUCCGACGGCAUCGACGGUGACAAAGGGGCCCCUGGAAAGCCUGGCCCUCCGGGACCUAAGGGGGAGCCCGGAAAACCUGGACCAGAUGGGCCAGAUGGGAAGCCUGGGACUGAUGGUUUAACUGGAGCCAAGGGAGAGCCUGGCCCCCUGGGGAUCCCUGGAGUCAAGGGCCAGCCCGGGCUCCCAGGGCCUCCUGGCCUGCCAGGCCCUGGCUUCGCUGGACCUCCUGGACCAUCUGGACCUGUUGGCCUCCCUGGUGAGAUUGGAAUCCCAGGCCCCAAGGGGGAUCCUGGACCAGAGGGACCAUCAGGACCUCCAGGGCCCCCUGGAAAGCCGGGCCGCCCGGGAACCAUCCAUGGCCUGGAAGGCAGCGCGGAUUUCCUGUGUCCAACCAACUGUCCAGCAGGUGUGAAAGGUCCCCAAGGGCUGCAAGGAGUGAAGGGGCAUCCAGGCAAACGUGGGAUGCUGGGUGAUCCUGGCCGCCAGGGGAAGCCAGGUCCUAAGGGAGAUGUGGGUGCCUCUGGAGAGCAAGGCAUCCCUGGACCACCGGGUCCCCAGGGUGUUAGGGGCUACCCUGGCAUGGCAGGACCCAAGGGAGAGAUGGGUCCUCGUGGGUAUAAAGGCAUGGUGGGCUCCGUUGGCGCUGCUGGGUCCCCAGGUGAGGAGGGCCCACGGGGGCCCCCAGGCCGAACUGGAGAGAAGGGCGAUGUGGGCAGCCAAGGUGUUCGAGGACUCCAGGGAAUAACAGGCCCGAAAGGAGCAACUGGUCCACCAGGCAUCGAUGGCAAGGAUGGGACCCCAGGCACACCUGGCAUGAAGGGCAGUGCAGGACAGGCAGGGCGGCCAGGAAACCCAGGCCACCAGGGUCUAGCGGGUGUGCCAGGCCAGCCUGGGACAAAAGGGGGCCCGGGAGAUAAGGGUGAGCCAGGACAGCAGGGCUUUCCUGGAUUCUCUGGUCCCCCUGGGAAAGAGGGAGAGCCAGGGCCUCGAGGAGAAAUUGGUCCCCAGGGUAUCAUGGGGCAGAAGGGUGACCAAGGUGAGAGGGGGCCAGUGGGGCAGCCAGGUCCUCAAGGUCGACAGGGCCCCAAAGGAGAGCAGGGGUCACCUGGAAUUCCAGGGCCCCAAGGCUUGCCGGGCAUCAAGGGAGACAAGGGCUCCCCGGGGAAGACCGGGCCGCGCGGCGGAGCGGGCGAUCCGGGUGUGGCGGGCCUCCCGGGAGAGAAAGGCGAGAAGGGGGAGUCUGGCGAGCCGGGGCCCAAGGGACAGCAAGGAGUCCGUGGAGAACCCGGCUACCCCGGGCCCAGCGGGGAUGCAGGAGCCCCAGGGCCAGAGGGCUACCCUGGACUUCCCGGCCCUCGAGGACUGGCUGGCAACAGAGGCGUGCCUGGGCUGCCCGGGAGACAGGGCCUGGCGGGCCGAGAUGCCAGUGACCAGCACAUUGUGGAUGUGGUCCUGAAGAUGCUGCAAGAGCAACUGGCAGAGGUGGCUGUGAGUGCCAAACGAGAAGCCCUGGGUGCAGUUGGAAUGAUGGGUCCCCCAGGGCCCCCAGGACCUCCCGGAUACCCAGGCAUACAGGGACCCCAUGGGCACCCUGGCCCACGGGGAAUUCCCGGCAUCGUGGGAGCUGUGGGUCAGAUUGGCAACACGGGGCCCAAGGGAAAACGUGGAGAGAAAGGUGAUCGGGGAGACAUGGGACGUGGGCACCCUGGAAUGCCUGGUCCCCCGGGGAUCCCAGGCCUCCCUGGGCGGCCUGGCCAGGCAAUCAACGGCAAAGAUGGAGACCGAGGAUCCCCAGGGGCUCCAGGAGAGAUGGGCCGCCCUGGCCUGCCAGGCCCUGUGGGGCUGCCUGGCUUCUGUGAGCCUGCAGCCUGCCUUGGAGCCUCAGCCUAUGCCUCGGCCCGCCUUACAGAGCCGGGAUCCAUCAAGGGGCCAUGAGCAUCAGGCUGGGAUAGAGCCCAGUGGGCAUCCUGGGGGGAAAGAACCAGGUCCCCUCUCAGUGGAUGUGCAACCCACCCUCCAGCUCGGGAAACUA